AAUUCCAACUGUAAAUAAAUCAAUUACUCGAAGGGUUCCUUUUCCCGGUGCAAGAAUCGAGAGAUUUGCGGCUGCAAUACAGACGCCAUUAGCAAAGUUGAAAUCGACGCGGCAAAAUCAAAGCUAUAAUGAGAUUGAGAAGGUCAAUUGGCUCUUUGACUUCACCAUCCUUCCCUUUUCCUUUUGCCGUCUGAAAAUUUGGCUUCCCGAUUUGCAUCUGAACUUGCAGACCAAUCAUGUCCGGAAGAUCAUCAAAUCGCUGCACCCUUUACGUAGGUAAUUUAGAUGAAAGGGUAAGCGACAAGGUUCUUUAUGACAUUCUAAUCCAAGCUGGGCGGGUAGUAGACUUGCACAUUCCUCGGGACAAGGAAUCUGGAAAACCCAAGGGUUUUGCUUUUGCAGAAUAUGAAAAUGAGGACAUUACCAACUAUGCUAUUAAGCUUUUCUCUGGUCUCGUGACUCUUCAUAAUCGUACCCUGAAGUUUGCAGUAUCUGGGCAAGACAAGCCUUCACCUAGUUCAUCAUCAAAUAUAUCUCAUAAAUCGAGGUCACAUAUUGUUUCAGAUUACUCCAAUGAAACAUCUCAGUAUUCGAAUCGCUUGUCAACGUCGUGCAGGUUUUCAGCGUACCCUGAGAACCAUCGAGAAGCUCUUCUUCACCCUGGUUUAGUUAACCAAUAUAAUGGGUAUGGAUUUCAUUUGGACAACUAUAAUAACGAGUACAGUCAGCGAUAUUCUAGGACAACUUUGGAUAGCUUUUACCAAACUUAAUCACGUCGCCAUGAUACGAGUUAUCCAGUAUACUAUCCUCCUCACGAACUUUUGAACUAAGGCAGCUAGUGCCUUCCAUUUUGGUUAAUCUCAAGUUUAAUUUAAGUUUUAGGCAAAGCUGAAUCUCUUAGAUGGAUGCAGAAGGGUUAGUGGAAAAUGAUAUGAUAUUUGCUAUGGAGCAUGCUGGUCUGUGUUAUUCAAUACAGUCAUUUUGUAGGUGCACGUGUGCAUAUGAUUUGGCUGUCGUAAUAGUCAUUACACUAAUUGAAAAUUGAAGUAUUGUAAUCGAUGUUGUUAAAAUAUCAGAAUUUCUUUAAUUCCUGUUUAAUAUAUAUCAAAGUAUAAAUGAUUCUUUUCACGGUGACUGAAAGUAAUAGCCUUUUGUUUGUAUAUGUUGAAUAUUUACUUGAGCCAAUGUAUAAAUAUAUCAAUGUCUGCAAUUAUUGGGGAUGCUUUUAUUAUAUAUUCCCCCUUUCUGAGAUUGGUUCAUGUUAACUAGAAGUGUUUGUAUAUACUAGCAUUGACUAAAUAAGCUAAGCUAUACUGAAAAUCAAAUAAGGACUCCCCUAAAUCCAGUGUAUAACGAACCGAACAAGCCUUCUAAUCUAAGAGCUUUUCAUGGGGAUUGAGUGGAAGUUGGAAAAACCUAGGAAGAUUCUCAUGCAGUCUGACGGGCUGAAUACUAGAUCGAUAGGCUUCCUUUUAUAUAAAAAGUUCUUAUUGUACCAACUUUCAAAGGCUCUAAGGUAGAAAUAAGGUAGAAUGGUUUCAAUGGCUAGAGAUCCCUCCAUUGCCCUUUCCUAUAGCGUAAAAUUUUCAACUGACAUUUCAGUGAAGUGAAGCUAAGCUACAUGAACGCCAAAGCAUUUUGGUUUGAGUUUAUUGUCAUUUCUGCCUUUGGGCAUUCCUGAACUGAAAUACUUGGUAGGUUAAAAUUAAGAUAUCAUGGCCUGUCAUUGCCUGCCCCCUCAAUAUAAUGAACAAAAGUAUCUAGAAAAAUACACAUUUGCUGAAAAAAAAAAAAAAAAAUUAAUGUCAAGUUCCAAAAUGAGAAUUGACGGCCCAAGGCCACUGCUAGCAGAUAUUGUCUUCUUUGAGAUUUUUCUUUUAGGCUUCCCCUCAAGG
Messenger RNA from Cucurbita pepo subsp. pepo (vegetable marrow), 1895 nucleotides. Its product is annotated as spliceosome-associated protein 49. The record is from RefSeq and is a predicted model, not a curated record. Gene Ontology annotation, molecular function: RNA binding. Lineage: Eukaryota; Viridiplantae; Streptophyta; Magnoliopsida; Cucurbitales; Cucurbitaceae.